This is a messenger RNA of Acanthisitta chloris (rifleman), 2127 nucleotides long. RefSeq names its product nuclear receptor coactivator 5 (gene NCOA5). NCBI's taxonomy places the organism in Eukaryota, Metazoa, Chordata, Aves, Passeriformes, Acanthisittidae. The transcript is spliced from 9 exons. The coding region runs from base 25 to 2127 and encodes 700 amino acids. Gene Ontology annotation, biological process: regulation of signal transduction. Gene Ontology annotation, molecular function: RNA binding. Gene Ontology annotation, cellular component: nucleoplasm. The record is from RefSeq and is a predicted model, not a curated record.
AGUUGGAUUUGGAACGAAAGCAAAAUGGCUCGAGGACGCAAGAGCAAUAGCAUCAAACAGAGCGACUUCACUAACAGCACCAAUCCUCAGGAUUUAGAGAGAAGACUUUUUGUCGGCAAUUUGCCCACAGACCACAUGACUCGUGAAGAAAUGGAAGAGAUAUUUUCAAAAUAUGGCAAAAUCAGGGCCCUCAGCAUGUACCAUGGCUAUGGGUUCGUGCAGUAUGACCGUCUAGAAGAUGUCCAGGCCGCUCUGGACGGUGAGAAGGGUCGUCUUUAUAAAGGGUAUAGAUUAGAUAUUAAUAAAGCAGUGGAAAGAAGAAAUAUGAAUAAGGCUUCAUCAAGGUCCAGUCCACCACGAAGAGAGCCAUAUGCCUACGGGGAUGGCCGAGAUGCCAGGCGCGACCGCUCCCCUCUUCGGGGGAGCCCACGGAGAGACCCCAGGGAUGGCAGGAACGGGCGAGAUGCCAGAGACGCUCGAGACAUUCGAGCUCGGGACAUGCGUGACACCAGAGACCACAGGGACCCGCGGGACCUGCGGGACCCGCGGGACAUCAGGGAUCCGAGGGACUUGCGGGACCCGCGUGAUGUUAGAGAUCUUCGCGACCCACGGGAGCCGCUGUACGACCGCUACAGGGAUCCGCGGGAUAUGAGAAACCCACGGGAUGUGAGGGAUCCGCGGGAUAUGAGGGACCCAAUGUACAGACGAGAUGAAGCUUACGACCGUUACCUGCGCAUUGAGGACUACUACAGGCGCAAGGACGACUCGUACUACGACCGCUACAAAGAGCAUUUUGACAGACCACCGGUGAAUUCAGAUGACCGCCUGAAGCGCGAGGAGCGGCGCCGGGAGGAGCUGUACCGUCAGUACUACGAGGAGAUCAAGAGACGUUUUGAUGCAGAGAGACCUGUGGAUUGUUCUGUGAUAGUGGUGAACAAACAGACAAAGGAGUACGCGGAGUCAGUGGGGCGGAAGGUGCGGGAUCUGGGCAUGGUAGUGGACCUGAUCUUCCUCAACACAGAGAUGUCACUGACGCAAGCCCUGGACGAUGUGAGCAGAGGAGGGUCUCCUUUUGCCAUUGUCAUCACCCAGCAGCAUCAAGUUCACCGCUCUUGCACUGUUAACAUCAUGUUUGGCACCCCACAAGAGCACCGCAACAUGCCCCAAGCUGACGCCAUGGUGCUUGUGGCCAGGAAUUACGAGCGCUACAAAACAGAGUCCCGGGAGAAGGAGCGAGAGGAGAUCGCCCGGCAGGCUGCCAAGAUGGCAGAUGAAGCUGUUCUGCAGGAGAGGGAGCGCCCACCCCCCUUGGAGGAGGGCGUCAGAGGAGGUCACCCUCCUGGGAUCCAGACUCUCCUCAACCUGCUGGCAGACAAUCGUUACCUGACUGCUGAGGAGAUGGAUAAAGUCAUUAAUUACCUGAGAGACCGGAAGGAGCGGUUACUGCGGGGCAGCACUGAGUCUCUGCAGGCACCCAUGUCGAGGCAGUCUUUGGGGGCACCUUCAGGAUCAUCUCUGGGUAGUCAGUCUAACCUUCCAAGCUCUCAGGCUCAUCAGGGUUCACAGCCUAUGGUGUCUGCUCCUCCUGUUCCAGUGUCCUCUUCUAAUCCUCAGCAGGAGCUUCAAGCAAAAAUCCUCAGUCUCUUUAACAGCGGUGCCGCCGCCGCAGCCGCUGCUGUGGCAAACAGCAGCCCUGCAGCCUCCGCGGGCUCUGCGGGCAGCACUCCGAACCAGAACUUUGCCAACCUGGCUGGUGGGCAGCCCCGGCCAGCACAGAUGAGUGCUGGAAGUUUAAACCAGGCUCAGCAGAGAUUGCAGACUCCAAGCACGCAGCUUCCUGCUCUCCAGGGCCCUUCAAGAAAUGCUGGUCCGAGACCUGGGGCUCCUCCACAGCCUCAGUCGCUCUAUGGUCAGCACCAAACCCGCCUCCCUGCGCCCGGCAACAUGCCCGCUCAAAGGCCAGUGUCUUCUGGUAUCAACUUUGACAACCCCAGUGUACAGAAAGCCUUGGACACCCUUAUCCAGAGUGGUCCUGCACUCUCCCACCUCGUGAGCCAAACCGUGGCCCAGGGGCGAGCAGGGUCUUCAGCCCAGCAACCAAUGGGCUCCUACCAGCGACACUAUUAG